GAUUUGCAUUCUGCCUGCCUGCAAACGAAUUUUCUUUCUCUCGGCUCUUCCUCCUCAAAUACGGCAACGACGCUCUCUUCCACCUCCUACCCCACCCCACCCCACCCCCACGCACAUUCUAUCCUCACCCUUUCCAUGCUAAUGCUAAUCGAUGCCCCUCUCUCUCACCGAAUUUGGAUUUCUUUCUCCAAUAUGUGAUCUGAUCUGAUCUGGGAUUCCAUGACUAAAUUCGUCUCCUCAGAUCCCUUCUGCCUCUCUAAUCCCUAAAUUUUUCAUCCAUGGAUUGGAUAAUUUAAUCCCUCCCUCCUCUUCGGCGAUUUCAUUUUCUAAUUUAUACACCCUGAUAGUAUAAUUUCCCACGUGAAUUUUUAUUUUUGUUGUCGUUGGUGAAUAUAAUUGAUUCGAGUGAAAGGAAGGAAGGAAGGAAGGAAGCAAGGAUGUCCGCGGCCAAGCCUUCGUCUUCGUCUUCGGGACGGAUGUUCACGAUCGGGCUGGUGACGGCGUGGUAUUCAUCCAACAUUGGGGUUCUUCUGCUCAACAAGUAUUUGCUGAGCAAUUACGGAUUCAAAUACCCGAUUUUCCUCACCAUGUGCCACAUGACGGCCUGCUCCUUGCUCAGCUACAUCGCCAUCGCCUGGAUGAAGAUGGUUCCGAUGCAGACGAUAAGAUCUAGGGUUCAGUUCAUGAAGAUUACCGCUCUCAGCAUGAUUUUCUGCGCCUCGGUCGUCAGCGGCAACAUUUCGCUCAAGUAUUUGCCCGUUAGCUUCAAUCAGGCCAUCGGCGCCACCACGCCGUUCUUCACGGCUGUUUUUGCCUACUUGAUGACGCUCAAGAGGGAGGCCUGGCUGACUUACAUCACAUUGAUUCCGGUCGUCACUGGCGUCGUCAUUGCCAGUGGGGGCGAGCCCAGUUUCCAUUUGUUUGGAUUCAUCAUGUGUGUGAGUGCAACAGCUGCAAGGGCACUAAAAUCUGUCGUUCAGGGGAUUUUACUUUCGUCUGAGGCGGAAAAGUUGAAUUCAAUGAAUCUGCUCCUAUACAUGGCUCCUAUAGCCGUUGUAUUGCUUCUUCCUGCGACGCUUUAUAUGGAGGAAAAUGUCGUUGGUAUCACCAUGGCAUUAGCAAGGGAAGAUAUCAGAAUUAUCUGGUUGCUGCUGUUCAAUUCUGCACUCGCAUAUUUUGUUAAUUUGACCAAUUUUUUGGUAACAAAGCACACCAGUGCUCUAACACUUCAGGUCCUUGGGAAUGCAAAAGGUGCUGUAGCUGUGGUAGUGUCCAUAUUGAUCUUCAGGAAUCCCGUCUCAGUUACAGGGAUGCUCGGCUAUACUUUAACAGUGUUUGGCGUCAUCCUCUACAGCGAAGCCAAAAAGCGCAGUAAAUGAAAGCAGGAUCAGUCGGGAAGCACCGGCUGCUACAUCCAUCUAACGUGCAACAUGAUAAGGUGCAAAACCAAGCGAUGGAUGCUAAUUCGUGUGACUCGUAUUUGUGCAGUCGGUGCAUGUAUUUCAGCAAGCUGAGAUGUGAGGUUUCGACACAAACUCACAAACAAACACAGGAUUAGUUCCAGAGUAGAAGUUUCAAUAAGAGAACUCUGAAGGACCUUGAUUCUUCCCAGAUUUGUGUUCUUCUUAAAAGAUAAGUCAUUUUUUGCUUUUUUUUUUUUUUGACUAAAUUGUUUUGAGGGAAUUAAGGAUUUGAAUUGGGUACAACACAUCCUGCGAGUAUAGCUUCAUGACAUGAAUUAGUUAGUUAUAUAGCAAAUACAUACAGCUUUAAUAUGUUUGUUGUUCAACUGUCUCUUCCAUGAUUUUAAUUUAUAAGAUGUAUUUUUUUCUUUCCUUCCAUGAUUUUAAUUCGCAACACAC
Molecule: messenger RNA, 1862 nt
Organism: Andrographis paniculata
Lineage: Eukaryota; Viridiplantae; Streptophyta; Magnoliopsida; Lamiales; Acanthaceae
Product: probable sugar phosphate/phosphate translocator At3g11320
Exons: 4
Coding region: 438-1379 (313 amino acids)
Cellular component (GO): Golgi apparatus
Molecular function (GO): antiporter activity
Source: RefSeq, a predicted model, not a curated record